UGGCUGGCUGAACGACCCGGACUGUGCCGUCAUGUGGAGAGACAGUGGCUGGCGGUGGGACGACAUUACCUGCUAUUACUAUGGCUGGCAUUAUAACUUCAUUUGCAUGUACAAUAUGACAUCGGAACCAAGUUCCUUUCCAACAUCAACAACGCCAGUGGCCUCAACUGUACCCAAACUAACAGGGAAACCAGGAGAUGACAAAACCACCCUGAGUACGACCACCAAGGCUGGAAGUGAUGGGAGAGGUGAGGGUUAA
Molecule: messenger RNA, 259 nt
Organism: Lingula anatina
Lineage: Eukaryota; Metazoa; Brachiopoda; Lingulata; Lingulida; Lingulidae
Product: C-type mannose receptor 2
Source: RefSeq, a predicted model, not a curated record